This is a messenger RNA of Pectinophora gossypiella (pink bollworm), 5512 nucleotides long. RefSeq names its product inverted formin-2 (gene form3). The transcript is spliced from 25 exons. Bases 301 to 4557 code for a protein of 1418 amino acids. Gene Ontology annotation, biological process: cellular component organization. NCBI's taxonomy places the organism in Eukaryota, Metazoa, Arthropoda, Insecta, Lepidoptera, Gelechiidae. The record is from RefSeq and is a predicted model, not a curated record. Gene Ontology annotation, molecular function: actin binding.
ACGACGGCAGUGCGUUGCUGACGCCGCCAGCGCGCGCACGACUCGCGCUACGAACGACCGCGUGUGCCUGUGCUUCGAAAACGCGUUUGACAGUUCCAAGUUUGAAAUUGAACGUUCAAAAGACAAACACUGAUUUAAGUUUCAACGCAACCUAAAUACAGUGCCGACCACAAGUCGUGACUUGUGGAAAAUGUGAUGUACACAGACCAAUGACUAAACCUGUGUGUGAGAGUGUACGUGAAUGAUACCAGCGCCAGUCUUGAUUUCCUCAUGAUAUUCUGUACUAGAUAAUUAGCCGGCAUGGAGAGCCGCGUGGGUUUGGACUACAUCGUGGAACAUGCGGAGUACGCGGGGAAGCUCGCGGCCGCCCUUACAUCGCCCGCCGCGCCCGUCAAGAAACAGGUGUUUGAGCUGCUGUCGGCGUUAUGCGUGUACAAUGCGGACGGUUACGCACGCGCAGUCGACACCCUCGACCGGUAUAAGACCCUGAAAGGCGAGCGCUACCGCCUGAGCGUGGUGGUGUCGGAGCUGAAGACAGCUACCACCACGGACUACCAGACAGCGCUGGUGGCCUUCGUCAACUGCCUCAUCAUCUCUGCCCCCCGCCUGCCCGACCGCAUACGAGUGCGCAACGAGUUUAUCGCUCUCGGUCUGCUGCCUACUCUGAACAACUUGAGGCAUGACGCCGCCAGCCACCCGGACCUGGGCGUGCAGCUGGACGUGUUCGAGGAGCAGCGCGAGAGCGACGAGGCGCAGGGCCCCGGCGGCAUCAACCUCAACUCACACCUCGACGUCUUCUACGCUAUACUGAAACAGGUAGCGGAUACUCCUCAAGAGAUCCCGUUCUUGAGCAUCCUGCAGCACCUAUUGCGCAUCGACCCAAAGGAGCCGGUGAGCGACAUCGUGUGGGACACGGCAGAGACACUGGUCCACCGAGCCACUUUGUUGGAGACCAGGGAAGAUGCCGCCAAGCUGCUGCGGGCGCCCAGUGUCCAGGCUAAAGUGGGUUGCACGUGUCAGCACAGGGACCAAUCGAGUGCGGGCAGGAAGCAGAGCCUGCAGCGGGCACUGUCCCCGCCACCACCACCGCCUGCACCUGUGCCACCAGCUGUCAUCCCGCCUCCGCCUGCGCCGAUGAUCCCACCACCGCCGCGCGGGCCGCCGCCCCCACCGCCGCCCGCGCUGCCGCCCCCUCCCCCUUCGGCGCCCUGCCCCACGUCACCCCCCGUGCCGGUCAUCGACGUCAAACUACCGCAACAAGAGACCCCCAUCCCAAAGACCAAGAUGAAGACCAUCAAUUGGAACAAAAUACCUAAUAACAAAGUGAUCGGCAGGAAUAACAUCUGGUCACUAGUGGCUUCAAGUCACAAACAUUCGCCGAAAACUGAGUUGGACUGGUCUGAGAUUGAGGGGCUGUUUUGUCAGCAGAUUCAACCAACGGGUUCUGCAGGGUCGUCUCCGCGGCUUGGCAGAAGUCCCAUCUGCGAUACAUCCGGUGAAAGGAAGACGAGGAAGGAAUCUUCAGAAAUUACACUUCUAGAUGGAAAGAGGAGUUUGAAUGUCAAUAUCUUCUUGAAACAAUUUAGGAGUUCCAAUGAGGAUAUAAUCCAGCUUAUUAGAGAGGGUGCUCACGACGACAUUGGUGCUGAGAAGCUGCGAGGUUUGCUGAAGAUAUUGCCAGAAAUUGACGAGUGUGAAAUGCUGAAGGCUUUCACGGGUGACGUCACAAAGCUGGGAAAUGCUGAAAAAUUUUUGCUGCAAUUGAUACAGCUACCUAACUACAAAUUGCGUAUAGAAUGUAUGCUAUUGAAAGAGGAGUGGGCUUCAACUGCUGGUUAUUUGGAAAGUGCCAUAAACGCCAUACUAGUGGCUGGUGAUGAUCUGAUGUCUUCUAGAGCUAUACAGGAGGUCCUGUACCUGACGCUCAUAGCAGGCAACUUCCUAAACGCGGGAGGGUACGCAGGAGGCGCAGCGGGAGUCAAACUGUCUUCCCUGCAGAAACUGUCUGACAUCCGAGCCAAUAAACCUGGAGUCACGCUUGUACACUAUGUAGCUAUGCAAGCUGAACGUAAGAACAAAGAACUGAUCCAUUUCGCUGAUGAUACGAGGGUGCUGGAAGAAGCAGCGAAAGCUAGUGUUGAACAAAUUCAUAAUGAGAUCAAGACUUUAGAUAAUAGGAUUACGCAGCUCAAGCGAGAGAUCCAACUCCCGACGACACAGCCGGAUAUCAAAGUGCAAAUGGGAGACUUCCUACAGGUGGCUGAACAAGAAGUAUCAGCACUGAACAAAGAUAUGGAAGAAGUAGAAAGCCUGCGUAAACAACUAUCCGAUUUCUUCUGUGAAGACCCUGUGUCUUUCAAACUGGAAGAGUGUUUCAAGAUUUUCGUAUCAUUCUGCGCGAAGUUCCGUCAAGCCGUCAGUGACAACGAGAGGCGACGAGCGAACGAGGAGCAAGCUGCCGCUAGGAGACGGGCCAGAGAUGCUGCUGCAGCUAAAACUAGGACUGGUGGCAGUGUCUGCAGCACGCCAGUGUCGGAGUGCGAGUCUCUAAUGGAGUCUCUCCUCCUGGACAUCAAGAACGGGCUCGGUCGUCGAUCUCUGCGACGUCCUCAUGACCCCUCACCAUCGCCUGAUGUGACUCCAACUGGCAGCCUGCGUAGACGCAGCCGGGCUAGUCCAGGUGAAGGUGACGAAGAAGGUUUGUUAGAGUUUCUACGUCACUCGUCACCUGCUGCUAAUGAUCUGCGCGAGCGCAGUGCUUGGGGCAGCUUGGAUCGUUCAUGGUCCCGCCGUGCCCCGGUACGUGCUCGUCUUGAGAUUCCUGAUCGUGAACGAGAGAGAGAACGCGAUAGGGAGCGCCCCGCAUCACCCCGUGCCCCGCCCUCCCCUGCACCUCAACCCGAAGCGCCCGCAAAACCGAAAGAGUGGCGCCAAAAAAUCGAAUCAUGGCUUCUUGCAAACAGCCAAGAGGAGAAACGAGAUGCCGAAUUACGCGAACGAGCAAGACGACUACAGGCGAACAGGCGGUCCUUGGAAAACGACUCCGAGAGCGAACGAAGCACAACACUGGACACUCUGCCAGAAGGCAGAGCGGAAUGGAGGCCUGCUGUGCUACCUGAUAGUGACGUGGUGAAAGCGAUCGAGGCUGUAGAAGAUGUUCAACCACAAACAAGGGACAACAGGGUUCCAUGGCGGAAGACUGAGGAAAAUGAAGAAAUGAGGCGACUCAGGAGACAACGUUCUCGCCAGCAAAUAGAGUCACCCCAACCACUAGUUUCUAUUACUGAAGAAGAAAAGCGAAAAUUACCAGAUAUUAAGGUAACUAACGAUAAAGGAACCAAGACCGAUCGGGUAGAAAUUGACUCGGACAACAUCGAAACACCACCUGUGCAAAGAAAAAUGUUCAAUCCGCCGCCAGAGAGGGAGCCCUGUAGGAAGUUCCAGCCGUCUUUAACUAAAGUCAAUACAAACGAGAAAGCGGCUGCUGAAAUGAGGGACUUGUGUCAAGAGAUUUUAGGUGACGGUCAGUUUGACAGGUUUUCAGCUGCACGAAGAACCAGAAGGUAUAAAAGAAACACAGAUUCCAGCUCUCCGGAAGAAGAAAAGAAACCUGAAAGUCCCACAGAGUUGGUUGCGGAGACACAAGUGAUUAGACCAUCGAAACUGGAAAUUCAGACGUCAUAUCAAGUGGAAACGCCACAAGAAGUAGCAAAGCCAAUUGACGUGGUGGUUAAGGAUGAAAAAGAACAUAGACUUAAACGGUGGCAGGAUAGACUCAAGAGCCAAAGCAGUACAGAAAAAACACCAACCAAAGAAACUAAACAUCCUUACUCGCGGAUGAGGCGGCAAACGUCCAUCAACCAGGAGGAUGUCCAAAAAGCUAUAAGAGAGCUAAAAUCUCCGACAGAAACUCCUACCGGAGUUUGGUCAAGGGCCGCGUAUAGAAAAUCUAUGACUGCUAAACCAGAAAAGGCUCCAACGAUCGAGAGAACAACAUCACCAAGAAUACCCAAAGUGAAAAGCGAGCAUGAACUCAACGACGAAGGGUUCGAAGAAACGCAAAGUUUGAAUUCGGAGAGCGCGUCUCAGGGCGCUUCAUCUGGCUGCAAUGUGGAUUGUGACUCCCCGGUACCUAAAGUAACGAAAUCCCCAGAUGUCCCAAAGAAAAUUUCUACCAAAGAGACUAGAACGCCGCCACGGACGCCGUUAGAUCCAAAGCGUAGUGCCCCGAAGCGCGCCAGCUCCUUAAGAGUGGAACGUUCAACGUCGCGUACCUCGCUGCGGAGCUCUCGAAGCUCAUUGAACAGUUCUGCUUCCGUAGCGACCGUGAAGCGUGCUCCACCGGCACCCGUGAAGCCUGCUCCCAAGCCGGUCCCGAAGCCGGUGUCGAGAAUGCCAGCCUCCAGGUCCUCGUCCAGCGGUAGCUCGGUGGGCGCAGCGAGGCCCCCCGUUCGUAGCGUGAACCGGACCUCCGGCUUUAUGCGGCCCACCCAGGCUUCUAAGGGCCGCGGCACCGUGGCCCCCACACCACCGACGCUCAGGGCUAGCGCCAAGUAACUGACACUACCAAAUCACGGAUUUCCCUCUCGAUUUAAAAUAUAUUUACACAGACAUCCUGGAUUAUAUUCCAAUAUGGCCAGACUUUGUAGCUAGUAUUAAUCAUAAUGGAAAUAAUUAUUGUCUUUAGCUAAAUAAGCAGAAAUUAUUGGAAUCUUCAGAUAACUCAGGCGCAAGAAUCUCAACGAAAAUCUGAAGCUUUCAAUGACUGAUUAUUUUUAAAUUAUACAUUUAAGUUUUAAUAUUAUGUUUAAAGAUCUGUAUUAUGUUGAAGCAUCAAGAGUCAUUGCUGCACCAGGAUAAUGGUCCCGUACGUAAUGUAUUACGACUUUCAGUAAGGGUAGGCCCUACUUUCUAAAAUAUUAAUCUUAUUCUUCGAAUUAAUUAAUGUGCCACGACUAAGUACGGGUAUUUUCAACCUAAUUUAAAUUACCAUUUUAUUAAGGACAUGAUCUGGACACAAUCCGGCUAAGAGUGCGUCUCUUCGCAUAGUUCCGCGCCCAGGUGAAAAUGAAAACUAAGUAUAUUAAAUUCUUUUGGGCGUCGACGGAAUAAAUAAUUUAAGUAUUCACUAUUGCAAAGCCAGUGAAUUAGAAAGUAUUUUUUUACUUUUUUUAUGAAAUAUCCCAAUGUUUUAGUUUAAGUUCUGGCAGUGCAGUGUUGUUGUCACACGCCCGGAGCUGGUGUCUGCGAGUAAUAUUGGACAUGCACUCCAUACCUGCAGAUUAUUUUAACAAGACGUAGCAAAAUGAUCUGAUUUAUAUACGUAAAUAGUCGAUAAUAUAUCUUGUAGAUCUUGAUCAAAGGUUUAUAUGUCACAAAAGCGAUUUAUACGCUCCAUAAUUAUAAUAUUAUAUAAAGAAAUUAAUUACUUGUAAGAAACUUAACACCAAUGUUUUAUUUUAUGUGUUUAUUACUAAACGAAACACAAUAAAUUUACAUCUACAAAUUAUGA